Molecule: messenger RNA, 1890 nt
Organism: Indicator indicator
Lineage: Eukaryota; Metazoa; Chordata; Aves; Piciformes; Indicatoridae
Gene: SYT16
Product: synaptotagmin 16
Exons: 7
Coding region: 1-1890 (629 amino acids)
Source: RefSeq, a predicted model, not a curated record
AUGCGCAGAUGCCUUCUGCUCACUGUCCAGGCUCAGAUACUCAGCAAAAGUAGUGAUGUGGACUCUGCAGUGUUCCUGGCUGUGGGAGCUACUCUGGGAAGGUCUGUUGACAGCGAUACUGGCAUAGUGUUAAACAUGGCUUCUGAGGCUGCUCAGCAUUUCCUUCAGCCACUGUCUUCUUGGAUGUCUCAAAUAUAUGAAGCUAUCCAACAAGCAGGGGACUCUAUAUCUGCUUCACUGCUGAAUUUGAGUGGAGUGGGUCGUAAGUCAGAAGAGGAAAGGAACCAGGACUUGGAGAAUAAUGGAGGAGUUUAUGAGGAUUAUUCUGUGGAAUCAGAUGAUGAACAACACCUGGACCUCUGGGAUGCAGAAUAUUUAUAUCCUAGUGGUCACAUUGAGGAUCCUAAUCUUGCUUCAGAAGACCUCCUUUGUGGCUCUGACAUGGGUCUGCAGAGGCAAAAAAGACUUAAAAAUACCAACAGGUUACCAGACCAGCACAUUGAAAGCACCAGGUCUUUGACAGCAGAUGGGUCCUACUGGAUGAAUGAAGAUCUCCAGCCACUCGAUCAACUUCCUCCCAUUGCUGAGGAAGAAGGUGAGCCCUCUAUGAAGAUGGGAGGUCACAAGCUCAACCUCAGCUUGCAUGGCUCCUUAAAAAGUAAUAAUGGCAAGGCAAGUUUUACAGAUCUGGAUGGACUAAGCCAACUGAGUUACCAAGACAACCUAUCCUGUUGUGAAGAUGACUGUGUAUCUGUUGACUCAAGAACAACAGCUGAGAGUAGGGGUGCUGGGCAGCAUAACGGGCCUAGGAUGGAGACUGGCAUUGCUGAUGGUGUUAGCCAACAAGCCACAGAAGGACCUUUGGAAAUGGAGACAGCAUUUACCAACCAGGGAUUUGAAUUAAAUGAUGCUACUGACAGCUCAUCAGCUUGGAGCCCUGAGGAACAUAAUGAAGUGAACAGUAUACCAGCUCAUCAUAGUGCUCAUGAGCCCAUUUGCAAAUGUGGUGAUCUAGAUGUCAUCUUCAACUAUAAAGCUUCAAGUCAAAAGCUAGUAAUUACUAUUUUGGAGGCCAGGGAUAUCCCAGACAAAGACCGCAGUGGUGUGAACACCUGGCAAGUGCACGCAGUCCUGAUGCCUAGCAAAAAGCAGAGAGGUAAAACGAGUGUUCAGAGAGGACCCAUCCCCACGUUCAAGGAUAAAAUUACCUUCAGUAAGCUGGAGCCAGAGGAGUUAAGCAGCCAUGCCAUUCGUUUCCGCCUCUAUGCAGUCCACAAGAUUAUUGGAGAGAAGAUGAUGGGAGAGCAAUUAUUUUACCUAAGCAACAUCAGCCAGGAAGGAGAAGUGAAGUUGACAAUUGUCUUGGAGCCGAGGAGUAACUUGAGUAGUGCAGACUCUCAGCUCAGUCUGUCAGCAAUCUCUCACAGUGAUAGCGCUUCUUCAACACAGUCCCUGUCGCAUGGAGGGGUGCCAGAGCUGCUCGUGGGAUUGUCGUACAAUGCCACUACGGGGCGGCUGUCAGUGGAGAUGAUCAAAGGCAGUCACUUCCGAAACCUCGCAAUUAAUAGGCCUCCCGAUACCUAUGGAAAACUCUGCCUGCUCGACUCUGUGGGUCAGGAGAUAUCUCGCUGCAAGACCUCCAUCCGUCGAGGACAGCCCAACCCUGUCUACAAGGAAACGUUCAUCUUCCAGGUUGCUCUCUUCCAGCUCUCUGAUGUCACACUGAUGAUUUCCAUAUACAACAGACGCAGCAUGAAGCGCAAGGAGAUGGUUGGUUGGAUUUCUAUGGGUCAGAACAGCAGCGGAGAGGAAGAGCAAAGUCAUUGGCAGGAAAUGAAGGAAUCAAAGGGUAUACAGGUCUGCCGGUGGCACACACUCCUGGAGUCCUAG